Messenger RNA from Lactuca saligna, 554 nucleotides. The record is from the annotation of a GenBank genome assembly. NCBI's taxonomy places the organism in Eukaryota, Viridiplantae, Streptophyta, Magnoliopsida, Asterales, Asteraceae.
AUGUGGAAGGAAACAUUCAUAGGGUUGCAUUACCUCCACGUAAACUACUCUCGAAACGACAUAACAUACCAAAAUGUUGCUUCAAUCCCUUUAAAACGUCGAUUUCAUUUUCCUGGUCGUCGCAUCCCCUUGAACGCCUUCCUUUUGCAGUUCACCGGUUCUUCUCCAACAAGCAGCCAAUCGAAAAACCCUGAUUAUGCGACCAACAAAAAAUUUGCCAAAUUGUUUACUGUAAAUGUUUUUGUUGUUGAAUCAAAGAAGAACGAUAAUACCGUGAUCGUCUUCCCACUGUCGAAUGAAAGAGAAAAGAGAAGGAAGUUAUGGAUUAUAGAAGGAGACGACAACCUUUUCUUUCUUUUGAAUUUUGAUUUCGAAUUGGAGAUAGAAUGAAGAGGUGAAACGAGAAAGAGAAUAAGGGAAGCGAUGGUGGAGAGCAAUUCAAGAUCUCCUAUCCGUGUUGUUUCCCUAAUGUUGUCUGUUCACACAUUGGUACCCCAUACCAUUAUCGCCUCACCCGUCACCAACCAUCUCUUGAUGUCGUGAUUGGUAAUUUU